AGGCGCAAAGCAGGGGUGCAAGGGCGCGCAUGCGCUUGGAAAGCGAGGUGCAACGGCAGGUGUCCCGGCUGGUUGGCAACCAGAAAUGUGGAGGCCGUUAUUGCUGUUCCUCGCACUGUGGGCCGCGGGCGUCCGCGGUCUUUAUUUCCACAUUGGCGAGACCGAGAAGCGUUGCUUCAUCGAGGAAAUCCCGGACGAGACUAUGGUCAUCGGCAACUACCGAACCCAGAUGUGGGAUAAGCAGAAGGAGGCCUUCCUUCCCUCGACCCCCGGCCUGGGCAUGCAUGUGGAGGUGAAGGACCCGGAUGGCAAGGUGGUCCUGUCCCGGCAGUACGGCUCCGAGGGCCGCUUCACUUUCACCUCUCACACACCCGGCGAGCACCAGAUCUGCCUGCACUCCAACUCCACCAAGAUGGCCCUCUUCGCUGGGGGCAAGCUGCGUGUGCACCUGGACAUCCAGGUCGGGGAGCAUGCUAAUAAUUACCCAGAGAUCGCAGCUAAGGAUAAGCUGACCGAGCUGCAGCUUCGGGCCCGCCAGCUGCUUGAUCAAGUGGAACAGAUUCAGAAAGAACAGGAUUACCAGAGGUAUCGUGAGGAGCGCUUCCGUCUGACCAGUGAGAGCACCAACCAGAGGGUGCUGUGGUGGUCCAUUGCACAGACUGGCAUCCUUAUCCUCACCGGCAUCUGGCAGAUGCGGCACCUCAAGAGCUUCUUUGAGGCCAAGAAGCUGGUGUAGCAACCUCCUCAAAUGUCCCUUCUUUCUGCCUCAAUAAUUGGGUACUUUCCCCACCUACUCACAUUUAGCCAUCUGGAGUUUUGGUGGGGAGGGAAGAGGAAAAAGAAUGUAUCAGCUUGGUACCACAGCAAGGAACUAUUCAAAUCAGAUACUUGUUUAAUCCCGGUUUUCAAGGACCCAGAACACUGGUCCAAUCUUUCUGAAUCUGUUUAAGGCUUCUGAGGAAUUGGAAUUCAGUUAAGAUUGUCUUAUUUCUUUGGCCUCCUCUGAUUCCCUUCUGUUCUCUCACAAAAUGAGCAAAACCUAUUUUUUCUCGCACUGUCCCCUGGCCAGUCUUGGGUUUCCUCAGUGGCUUUGUGAAUGUAAAUAAGGGGCAUGUCUCACCCCAGAGGAUCGAGAUGUUUUUCUAUAUAUUAGAACUAUUUUUUGAUAAAUGAUAUAUUUUCCUUCCUAGUUGAAGUGUUACUGCCUGUAACUAGUUGAAAACACCAGUCCAUUUCUUGUGUAUUGUGUUUGUUCACAUUUUUAAUAACUGCCAUGGCAGUCCUCAGGAUUCCAUCACUCUGUGGGCCAGAAAGCAGUUGUCACAGCUGCUGCCAAGGCCAUGACAUGACUUCUCAGAAGGCCAGGCAAAGCUCUCUCGGACGCCUGUGAUCACAGGGCCUCGGCGUCAGAGGUAAGAUGGGGACAGAGCUGACCUGGGCAGUGAGUGCUGACCCUGCCUCUUAUUUAAGCUCUGGUAAAUUUUUUCAAGGGAACCAGAUUUGGUUCCUUCCUAUAGGUUUUUCCAGUGAAAUAAAAGUGCUAUAGUAGCUGUGUUUGGAAUGCAAUCAGAGGUUGUGGGCAGAGGAGACGAAGGGCAGAGAUUCCUGACCAGGACUGCUGGUGUCAGUGUCCUGGGGUGACUGCAGUGUGACCUUGUCCUUUGUGUCCACCCUGGAAGGCCCAUCUCUGGGGGAACUGGGGACAGGCAGGGUAGUUGCUUAACCAUUCUCCAAGGCCAGCCAAGUAGACAGCACAUCAGCGACGGACUGUGAGAUGAAGUACUUGUUUUCUUAGCCCCUAAACCCUAGGCCUGACAACUCUCCGUAUACUUCUCUCCUGCCCUUCUGUAUAAAACUGCAUUCAUCAGUUGUCCCUUUGUGACUUAUUUCUUAGUUUUACAUAUUUAUUUGAAAUUCUAUUUAUUAAAUUACUUUAUCUGACCUACAGAACUAAA
Cavia porcellus (domestic guinea pig) is the source of this 1955-nucleotide messenger RNA. RefSeq names its product transmembrane p24 trafficking protein 4 (gene Tmed4). Lineage: Eukaryota; Metazoa; Chordata; Mammalia; Rodentia; Caviidae. Gene Ontology annotation, biological process: positive regulation of canonical NF-kappaB signal transduction; Golgi organization; endoplasmic reticulum to Golgi vesicle-mediated transport. The transcript is spliced from 5 exons. Gene Ontology annotation, cellular component: Golgi apparatus; endoplasmic reticulum-Golgi intermediate compartment; COPII-coated ER to Golgi transport vesicle. The record is from RefSeq and is a predicted model, not a curated record. Bases 86 to 736 code for a protein of 216 amino acids.